AUGGCUGACAAUUACAACGAUUAUAGGCGUGAGAUGGUUCUGUUGCAUGUUCCUUUUCAAAGUGAAGAAAAUGAUAUUAUUGCUGAAAACAAGUUCAUUCAAAUAUACGAGGACAACAAAGAUACGAUAUUAGAACGUAGGAAAGAAUUUGAAUCAAAUUUGGACAUAGAGAAAACUUUAGAAAUUUGUAGACAAUUGUGCCGAGAAAACGAUGAAGAACAAGAAGACGAAGAAUUAUUAAGAGCGGUUGAUAUAUUGCAUGUAAGAGAUCCUUAUGACUUAUUGCUACGUGAUCCAAUCUCAACUGCUAAUGUUGAUUUACAAAAUGCAUCUCUGCAUAAACUUGGCACUGUAGCUAAAAAAAGAGAAAAUUUAAUGGAUUAUCAACAAUUCUAUAAUUUAAUGCGGAUGGCCAAUGAUCAACAAAGAGAUAUUCUUAUGACUAUAAUUCAUCAUUUACAAACUUCAAUUCAAGAACCAUUUAAAAUUUUUUUUACGGGACCAGCAGGUACGGGAAAAUCAUUCGCUAUCAAACUGAUUAUGGAAAUUUACAAUAGAUUCACUGAUAAUGACGGUUACUGCAAUGCCUAUAUUACAUGUGCUUCAACCGGCAAAGCUGCCGUGGCUAUUGACGGUACAACUAUUCAUACAGCGCUCAAAAUUUCUCUUUCAAAACUUUUGCCUCUGUCAUCAGAAAUCGUCGAUGCAAUUGUAUAG
This is a messenger RNA of Parnassius apollo (apollo), 717 nucleotides long. Lineage: Eukaryota; Metazoa; Arthropoda; Insecta; Lepidoptera; Papilionidae. The record is from the annotation of a GenBank genome assembly.